Leguminivora glycinivorella is the source of this 2093-nucleotide messenger RNA. It is a transcript of the gene SmydA-4, whose product is annotated as SET domain-containing protein SmydA-8. The record is from RefSeq and is a predicted model, not a curated record. Lineage: Eukaryota; Metazoa; Arthropoda; Insecta; Lepidoptera; Tortricidae. The transcript is spliced from 11 exons. Bases 133 to 1728 code for a protein of 531 amino acids.
GGCGGGAAACGGUCGCGCCGCGCGGCCAUUUUUCUCAUUUCGGCGGGAAAAUUGACGUUUUGUGUUUUAAAAAGUGUAUUGUGUUUGUUUAUGGAUGCUUUGGGACCGAUGCUGUGAUUUUUUGACGGCGAGAUGAAUAAGAAGUCUCACAAGAAGAAGCAAAAGAAGCGUGGGAGAGGCGAUGGGCGGAAUAAGGAGAACAUUCCUGAGGCCGACUUUGAAGCCGAAGAGACUCAAGUAGUCCAAGAGGUCCCACCGGCUAACCUGUGCUAUGAGGUCAAACACUCCGAGGUCAUGGGACGGUACUUAGUCGCCCGUAGCGACAUCCGCGCCGGGGAGAUAAUCCUGGAAGCCCCCGCGUUGGCCGUCGGUCCAUGUGCCGGCUGUCCUGUCGUGUGCCUCGGCUGCUACCGCGAGCUCCAAGACGUGGCCUUAUACAAAUGUGAUGGCUGCAAGUGGCCCCUCUGCAGCAAGACGUGCUUCGGCCGAGGACGGUACACCGGCCACUCUACGUACGAGUGUGAGGCGUUGAAAAAAUGCCCGCCAGACUAUAGCAAUAUGGAGGAAUUGAAGGAGUCGUACCACGCGUUGAUGCCUUUAAGAUGUCUACUACUAAAAAAAGCUGACCCGUCCAAAUGGACAGCAGUGUCAGCCAUGGAAGCCCAUAACGCUCUCCGACGGGAAAGACCUGACAUCUGGCCGAGCAACGAGACCCAUGUGCUGAGCCGGCUGAGAGCUUGGAAAAUGGGAUUUGAUGAUGAAGAGGUGCACACUAUCUGUGGGAUACUUGAGGUGAACGCUUUUGAAGUUGGUGGGGGUGGAGCCAACGCACGAGCGCUCUACGACCAAGCGUACCUCCUGGCUCACGACUGCACUCCCAGUACCACUCAUACGGAUGCGGAGACGAAGCCAAAUAGACCGCUUACCAUACGAGCUGCUGUGCCACAUAAAGCAGGGGAUUUGUUGUCGCUGUGCUAUGCGUAUACGUUACAGGGCACGCUAAAACGUCGAGAGCACAUCAAACACAGCAAGUUCUUCGACUGCUGUUGCCGGCGCUGUACUGACCCUACCGAGCUCGGGACCUUCGCGAGCGCCUUCAGAUGCCCUAAAUGUGCUGGACGAGUGCUGCCAACAGUGCCACUGGAGCCUGAAGCACCUUGGAGCUGUAUAGAUGGGUGUAACUACACUAUGUCCGCGGCUGGUGUUCAACUGCUGCUUAAAAGGCUCACGGACGAGUUCGACCAAAUCGACGCCAACGACGUCCCCGGCUUCGAGACCUUCCUCCACAAAUACCGCAACGUAAUCCACGGCGGCCAUUACUUACGGCUCUCCGCGCUUCACUCGUUGUCGCAACUGUACGGCAAGGCAGCGAGUUAUCUUAUCCAUGAAAUGCCGGAGCCUGAGCUGCAUAGGAAGAUCGAAGUUUGCCGGGAGCUGAUGAAGGCUUUUGAUGUUAUUGAACCAGGAUAUUCUCGGUUACGAGGUGUGACACUAUACGAGCUGCACGCACCACUGAUGAUCCUGACAACACGCAAGUUCGAAACCAAAUCCAUUUCUAAGGACGAGCUGCGUACAAGGCUGAAAGAGAUAGUCGGCUACCUUUCCGAAGCCGCCCUCAUCCUCGGCUUCGAGCCUUCCCAGUCCUCCGAAGGUCUUAUGGCGUCCGCCGCCAAGGACGCCCUCAAGAAAAUCAAGACGUGGGAGCAGAUCAUCGGCAAAAUCUCAUGAACGUAGCUGCAUUCCAUUUGGACUGAUGAACGCACCUUGAUGAUUCUGCUGGUGGAUUUUGGAUCUGUUUUUCUGUGAUGGCUAAAAAUAUGUGACUGUUGUCAAGAGGGCGCUGUUAUUUUGAUGUAUGCGGUGACAAUUCAGUAGGUAUAUUAUUAGUUCUAAUGAAAUUCCAUAACAUGGCGCGUAGUCACAUAUUUCUUUAGAAAGAGUCUUUGUCUCGGUAUCUAGUUUGACAGCUAUGUAAAAUAUGUAGCCUAUGUAGGUAAUAUUGAUUGAAAGGUACAAAGUUGUUGUGCUCUGACAACUAGAUGGCACUGUUUGAUGAUGUCGUUUAUUGAGAUUGGAGAGCUUUUGGUCCGCUA